Molecule: messenger RNA, 5707 nt
Organism: Doryrhamphus excisus (bluestripe pipefish)
Lineage: Eukaryota; Metazoa; Chordata; Actinopteri; Syngnathiformes; Syngnathidae
Gene: rab11fip5a
Product: RAB11 family interacting protein 5a (class I)
Biological process (GO): regulated exocytosis
Cellular component (GO): mitochondrion; recycling endosome; early endosome
Molecular function (GO): small GTPase binding
Source: RefSeq, a predicted model, not a curated record
GGAUGGAGGUGUGACGUCGCUGCCCGCAGAGAGGCCCACUCGGGCGGGAGAGGAGCGAGGCAAAGACGCCGCAGAGAGGCGAGCAGCUAGGCGCGGCGACUCUACACGAAUGUGAGGCUGGUGGCGGAGGAGGAGGAGGAGGGGGUACACGCCGCCACCUCCACCGCCCCGUCGCGGUGCGUCUGCAUCGGGAGCGACAGGGACAUGUCCUCGCCGAACGAGGAGCAGAGAUGGGUCCCGACACACGUCCAGGUGACGGUGCUGAGAGGCAGGGGACUGCGGGGCAAGGGCAAGCACGGCACCAGCGACGUCUACACCGUCAUCCAGUUCGGCAAGGAGAAGUACUCGACGUGCGUGGUGGAGAAGACCACCGAGCCGGAGUGGCGAGAGGAGUGCUCCUUCGAGCUGCUGCCCGGCGUGCUGAUGGAAGGCGGCGGGCGGACCGGCCAGCCGGCGGGGAGCAGCGAGCUCGUCCUCACCGUCAUGCACCGCGCACUCAUUGGCCUUGACGUGUUCCUGGGCCAGGCUCUCAUCCAGCUGGAUAAGGUCUUCCAGGAGAGCAGAGGCGUCAAAAACCAGUGGUACCGCCUGAAUUCCAAGACGGGGAAGAAGGAGAAAGAACGAGGUGACAUUCAAGUCAGCAUCCAGUUCAUGCGCAACAACCUGACGGCCAGCAUGUACGACCUGGUCAUGAAGGACAAGAGCGCCUCCACCUUCAGCAAACUGAAGGAGCGCAUGAGGGGCAAGAGGAGGUCCAGCGAUGAAGACUCCUCCUCUGCCGUCCUGCCGGGCGGCUACGGCUCGCUGUACCGCAUGCGCCAGCGACUGCCCAGCGACGGCGGCGGGGAGGAGGACUACGAGGAUGACGAGGGCGGCGAGGUGCGGCGGAGCAAAAUGAGGACGUUCUUCCUGAGGGGGAAGCUGAGGAAGUCGUCUGACACGCGCUCCAGCACGUCGCUGGGAUCGGAGAGCAGCGAGUCCUCGCGAGGGGGCAGCCUCAGCCCCACAGCGGGCAUCAGUGUGGUGGUCUCUGACCUCUCCAACUCGCCGAGCAACAGCAGCAACCUGACCGCUGACAGCCCAGAGCACACAGCCGACACAUCUCCCAAGUUGUCUCCCCUCCGGUGUGACUUUAGCGAUGACUUCAGUGAAAUCACCAUAGCAGUGCCUCAGCUCACUGUGGGCGUCAACGGAACGCACAACAUCCAGUCCCAGGACCAUGGCACGGGAGAUCCAGAAGGUUCCCUCGGCCUGGGACAUCUGCAGAAGACUUUGCCUCUCUCCGUGUCUUUACAGAACCUCCAUCCAAGAGCCUCCACGGACCUUCUGCACGGCACGGUUGGAGACGGACGCCGCUGGUCUUUUGAUAAGGCUGGCGAGGAGGAGACGGCGGCGAUAGCUGCAGCCCUGGAAAAAAACUGCCCUGCGCUGGGAGGGGAAGAAGACUUGGAAAGGAAGAACUUGCUUCCCAACGGAAGGAGCGAGACCGCGGGGGGUCGGACCCGGGACGGGCCUGAACACAGCACAGCCGCUGAAGGGAAACACAAAGACUGGUUUGGAUCCAAGGAGUUACACUGCAAACCGAGCCUGGUGGUGUCCCCAAUACUAGACCCCAACACUGACACACCCUUUCCGCCCCUCCCGACUAAACACCACCCCCCGCUUCCCCUUUCAGCUCCUCUUUUUCCGCUUUCCCCUCCGCAGCACUCAAACCCCUUCUGUCGCUCACAGCCGACGACGCCCACCAUGUCACCCGGCAACCCUUUUCUGUCAUUUGUCCAGCACAACCCUUUCUAUGAAGACUUGGCGACUCCACCACUAAAGGCCUCGCUACCUCCUCUACCGUUCCUCUCCAGUUCCCGGCCGCCCAUAGCACAACUCUUUCCCCAGUCAGGUAGCCUUAACCCAGCCCAGUCCUGUGACAGUCCAAGUUCCGAGGACUUUAUCACUUGCAUGUUCAACGUGUCAUCUUCUGUUUCUAUUUCCACGGGAGAGGCUUUAAGCAAAAAGGCCCCCAACCCCUUUACACCCGCUGAGGAUCAGGAACCCGACCCAGCGUGGGACGAAUCCUUCCAAGCGUUUGCAUCCUUAAGGCUGCUGGUUCCCAAAGACCAGACCACAGCUGACCAAACAUGUGAGAGCUUGAGCUUCACCAGUGCUUGUCAGGAGAACGGUAGUGAGAAAGGGACGAAGGACGGAAUCAAUCCUAAAGCUUCCGGUGUUAUUGUCCACUGUCUGGACCCGAUCCCUGAGGAUGCAGGCUUUGAGUGGCACAACAAAAUGUUCAGCACGUUGGUUAUCUCUCCAACAUCAUACCCUCAACCUGAAGCACAUCAAGCUAACAGCAUAGCUAAUACAAAUAUCUUAACUAGCGAUCAUCCCGCAGCCUGUCACACUUCCUGUUUAGCGGAUCCUGCAGGUUCCUCGGAUUUAGGCAGUUCUGUUGACGAGGACCUCCUCUCCUGUCUUUCUUCGAAUGCAGCGUCAGACAUGUUCUCAGCUCAUUCCGCAGAUGAUACCGAGCCGCAGAAGUGUGAAAGUAGCAUUCCCAGCUUGGAGAUCUUGUCUGAAUCAGUUAUCAGUUCAAAGGAUCGCAGCUCCGGACAGGAUCUCUUAACUGGUGCAGCCCAGAAAAUUGUGAUUCAGAGCCAACGGGACUCUGUGAAGGAAGACUGGUCACCAGGAGGCGUCCCCGUACAAACCCCAGCAAACAAGGUCCUGCAACCAAAGCCCAACAGCUCUCCACACUCUAACCAGGAGCUUGAAGAGCAAUGCAAAGGGGAUUCCAGUGGAUCCCUGGAGGAGUUUUCAUGUGCCGGUGAUGAAGCGUGCUCCUCUCCGCCAUCUUUCGCCAUCAUCACCUCGUCUCCAGAUGCGGGGAAGUCCUUACCCUUUGAGGACAUGGGAGGACAUGGACCCGUCGGGCUUUUUGGGGAUCUCCUUGCUGUCAACUGGCAGACGUUUGACCAGAGUAGCAGACUCAACGUGAGCGCUGACUCGCUGGACUACCAAAGUUGCCGGUCUCAACAAUCCCCUGAGUGUUCUACCAUGUUAGAAUUGACUGAGAUGCUAGACGCUGAGAACGCCACCUUCUGUGAAGAGUCUGGAGAGCUUCCGAGCCCAGAAGGUUCUACUAAUGGACCAAAGAACCAAACUGAGUGGUUUACAGAGUCUCUGGUCAUGGAGGACAUAAAAAGUACACGUGAGCCAGGUUUUACUGCAAAUGGUGACCAGAGAUUGCAAGUUCUUCUUGGGACUCCAACAGACUUGAAUCUAACCCCCAGCGAGGGGGCUCACUGCGCCCUUCGAGAUGAUACGUUUUUGAAGAACCCCCUGCCACCGCUUCCCACGUUGCACCGCUCCCAGUCCGAGGGAACACUCGCGACCGCCUUGGACAAGCUCCUCCCACUAUCUUUCUCCUCCCAGUGUGAUCUUGAUCUCCCCUCCCUUUUGACCUCCUCCGCUACUCCUCUACCUCCUCAAAGUAGCUGCUUCCCAUCUUUCCUGUCUUCUUUUUCUGACGCCGCCUCGCCACCCAGCGUGCUGGACUCGCCCGCCCCUGCAAAGCCAAAAUCUCAGGAGGUGCAGGAACGGCAGCAGCACGCCGCUCGUCAGAAGAACAGCCCCCACCUGGUGAAGCCCCUCAGCACCGGCACGCUCGCUGAAGGUCGCUCGGUCCUGGAGAAACUCAAAUCUACCAUCCAUCCCGGGAGGAGCAGCCAGCCCAUCGAGCAGGAGGCAGAUAGGAAGAAGCCUCUGACAGAGGGCGCCGGUUCCUACUACCACCUGACCCACAGCGAGCUGAUCGGGCUCCUGGUGCAGCGGGAGGCGGAGCUCGAAAGGAAAAAGGCGGAGUUUCAGCAGCAGAAGGCUCUGCUUGCCAAGCGGGAGGUGGAGCUGAGGAGGCUGAAGCCGCAGGUUCGAGAUCUGGAGGACUACAUUGACACACUGCUGGUGCGCAUCAUGGAGCAGAAGCCCACUCUUCUGCAAGUGCGCUCCAAGUUGAAAUGACGGCACGCUUUGGGAGGGGUGGAUGGAGUGAGGGUUGGCGCUAUCCUCCGCAAAACCGCUUUUUAGUCUUUUCACUGCUAUGCUGUCCUUUUUGAUACGAAUAUUUAGGCACUGAGAGAUGCUGAGGCGUUUACUCGUCGUGCUAGAAGGGUGUGGUCUUCAGGAAUGUACUAGCCGGUCCUCAGGUUGCUUUCAGGUCACCGAAUUGGUUUUAAGCUUGCCGAGAUGUGACAGAUGUUUUAAGUUGACCUUUUUGACUCGCGUUGUCAUUUUCACCACUUGAUUCUAAAUGAGUUGAACCAUCGUACGGUCCUAGACAGAGAGUGCGGCAUCGACAUAUAGACUAAAAAGGGAUGCGAUGACACGUCACCGACCAAAGAACUGAAGGCAAUAAAUGUUAGCAUCAGUGACGUCAAAAAAGGAAUGGGAACAGCAGUGUUUUUAUCGGGGAAAAAAAUAAACAAACCUGCAAUGCGAGUUAUUAUAAAACUUCACAACCAGAAGAAAAUCGUAGUGGUAGCAGCAACGUGGAUUGCUCAGAUUCGUUUCCCUGGUCACAUUUGUUCUGCCGCUUGUUGCUAGGCAGAAUUCGUAGGGCUUAAUCAUAACUGCCCCAUGGGCGAAUUAACAAAAAGAGCACUAUGCUAGCCAGUCUUAUUAACGUUCAGAUUAAUUAUGUUAUGCAACUCAAUUUCCAAUUGGAUUGCCCGUCUGUUUUUAAUAUGAAAUUAUGUUUACGAAAAAUGCCCCCAUGCUAGGCAAGAGUCUAAAAUCUGAAAGUGUGCGUUGAGACGUGUCACAACUCUCAUACCCGGGCUAGUUUUUCUGCAAGUUAUGCAUAGUCAUCAUUUGAAGGCCGAUGCUAGCUCACAAAUGGACUGGUUCUUUCGCUCUUCGGGGUAUUCCUUCUUUUUUGGUUGUGGUUUGGUUUGUGGGCAUGUGAGCCGCGCCGGCGACUGGCUGACGACAUCAUCACUCUGUACUUGCCGUCACAGCUUUAGAAAAAAAACAAAAAAACAUGCUUGACUGCCCUUGCUUGGUGACGCCGCCCGCACUUCUACUGGAGCACACACGCCGCCAACCGCUUCAGGGUGUGUACAACACAGUUAAGCGUAGACUGAAAUGCCAAAUGCGCCUUAAUUUUUCUUUAACUGGUCACUUUUCUUUAAAUCGUGCACUUCCUCUUAAAUGCCAAUUGUUUUUCCUGUUACUGAUAUUGUUUAGAUCACUGCACAACAAUAACAUGUAUGCAUAGCAUUGGAGAGCGAGCAAAGAUGGCCGUUCAUUGUAAAAUUAAAGAAAAGCAGCAAUACAAAGUAUUUUGCUCUGAUGCCACUCUUGAACAGCUUUUGUGGGUGUCCUUGCACUUAUUCAUUACAAUGUGACUCGACUGUAUCCGCCUACUGAUAGUAGAUGUACUUCACUGCACUUCCCGGUCGCUCGACUGUUCUCUCGGUUCUGCUGUGUGAUCACCAUGAGUAGACUGUAGAGACGUGAUGCAUACAUGUGACUCUGCACUUACCAAUGAAUACUUCCAUGUCUUCCAUUUUCAAGCUUUUUAUUCAACCCGAAUGUAUUUUUGUUGUUGUGGGCGCUGCAGGCCUCGGAAAGGGAACGUUUACAAUCCGUGAUGCAAUUCUGUUUCACAAAUUUUGUAUAUUUAAUAAAGAAUGUUUAGUGUUUCUUCCUCACCGUA